This is a messenger RNA of Didymodactylos carnosus, 8551 nucleotides long. NCBI's taxonomy places the organism in Eukaryota, Metazoa, Rotifera, Eurotatoria, Philodinida, Philodinidae. The record is from the annotation of a GenBank genome assembly.
UCAUUUUUUAGGUUAUGUUGGGAUAGUUAAAGAUGCUACAGAGUCCACAUGUAAAAUUGAAUUACAUGCAAAAUGUCAGACAAUAACAGUCGAUAAAAACCGUAUUAUUGUUUUAUUGGCGAACAGUGGUGAUGUGUCAUCAUAUCAAACAGCCACUCCAUUGCAUGGCUCUCAAACACCUGGUUACAAUGCAUUUGGAGCGCAAACACCAUUGUACGGGUCCCGAACCCCAAUGCUUGGUAGCGGUACACCUCAUUAUGAUGGAAGUCGAACGCCACAUUAUGGAAACAUGACACCACGGCACGAUGGAAGCAUGACACCGGGUGGCGGUGGUGGAGCGUCAGCUUGGGAUCCAAGUUACGCAGCAACACCGAGAGUUGAUUAUGAUGACGAUGAGCCUAGUCCAUAUCAAAAUUUAAAUCCAACCACACCAAGUUAUUCUCAUAUUGAUACAAAUAUACCAUCGACAGGUGCUGCUAGUGUAUCAUCUAUAAAUCAAAAUACAUUUUCACCUUAUAAUCCACAUGCCACACAAUCACCAGGAAUCGAUUAUCAACCUUACAGUAGCCAUAUACCGACGCCUGGUUCCGACUCUUAUCGUGCCCCCGAUCAAUCACCAGCAAAUUAUGUUUAUUCUCCCUCUAUUAACAUGACACCCGUAACACCAAGUGCUCAAUAUACGCCGAUCCCAACUGGAGUCGAGUUUGACGCAUAUUCAAACGAUUGGCAUACAGAAGGCUUAGUUGUUCGUUUAAAAGAUCACUAUGAUGACAUAGCAGCUGGUUCGACAGGUGUUAUACAAAGUAUAACUGGCAAUAUGUGUACAAUUCAUGUAGAAAAAUUAGAUAAAAAAGUGGCGAUCCUAUUAGAUCGUAUUGAACCCGUGAUCCCAAAACAAAAUGAUAAAGUGUGUGUAAUUGGUGGAGAUUAUAAAGGUGCAUUGGGUGAUUUAUUGAGCGUCGAUUAUCAAGAUGGUGUUGUUAAAUUACAUGAAAAUUCGUCAUUAGACGAUAAUAUAACGAUGAUUAAUUUAAGAUAUUUGUCAAAAUACUGUUUAGCUCGAUGUUUCUAUCCCCAUCAAAUCCUGGGUGAAUAUUAUUCAACGGAAAGUGGUCUAGAAACAUUUACAAGAUUUGUUGAUAAUGGUGAUUUCGAACGAAAAAUGUAUCGUCGAGAAUCGGGUGCUGGUGCAUCACAAAAAACAGGUCCAUUAUUAGAAAGUUCCGAUUUAGGUGAAUGUCAUCAAAUUAAUUAUAAAUCAUCACCCACACAACAUCCAUCGAAAGCGUAUUAUCAAUUAAUUUAUAAAGACAAACAAAAGUCUUGUUUUCAAUGUUAUCAUUUGUUUAAUCGUACAAGAAAUAUUUUACAAAUAAGAAAAAGUUCGUGUGAUGAAAUAACAUCGUUACUUACUAACCAAAUGGAUUUUGACGAUUUAUGUAGAAAUAUUAAUGAUCAAGCCGAAUUUACAACAUUAUUUCUGCGUAAAUAUUCCGCUGAAGAAUGUCGAGCAACGAUUUACGGAACAUUUCAUUUUACCUAUGAAUUUCGUGAAGGUGGUAUUGGCAUUUGUGAUCAUGUUCAGUCUCGUUUACAAUCUUGUCCGGAUCCUGGUACACCGUUUGCAGCUAUUAAUGAACGUUUUUGGAUGACAUAUGGUUAUUGUAAACAUAUUACAAGUUCAUUUGAUGCUAAUCAAUUAUUUCAAUGUUUGGGAAGUUGGACAACAGAAGAUGGCAAUGUAUUUACGGCUAUCGCCAAUGAACGAGUUGGCUCCGAAACAUUAUAUAAUAAAUUUCGUUGUAUGUUGACAAGGCAAGAUCAACCACAAUGGUUUGUUAAAUCACAAUUUGCCGAAUGUUCACGUUUGUACAGUCCUACGGAUGGUCCAGAAAAAAUUAUCAUUACACCAACAGUACCGGAAGAACCAACACCAAAAUGUUUUUUCCCCGGAAAUUUUACCGGUGAAUGGAUUAACACAGCAAAUAUAAACUCACGAGUUAUUGUUAAUUCAACACACAUUCAUGAAAUAGUCAAAGUAAAUAAUCGUGGUUGGCUUCGGGAAACAUAUUAUGUUUGUCAACAAACUAGUCGUAGUCAAUUUUUAGUUCAAGCUGUUACAAAAGGAGAAUGUUUCUCGUAUUAUAUUUGUUUUGACUUCAAAGAUCGACAUCAUAAUAUAUUACGAUAUCGAAAGAGUAAAUCGUUUAUGACUGAUAUUUAUCGUGAAUUUUCAAAACGUGAUCCAUUCUUUGAAGUAUGUGCAUGGACAAGUUUUGGAAAUGAUGCUAAUUGGAAAUAUCAAGUAUUUGUUCUUGAUCCGCCAGCGCCAAUUGAAUGUCCAUUUACUGGUAUGUGGACGUUUAAACAAAUUGGUCAAGAAAAUAGUUUGAUUAAAACGCGUAUUCGUGGUGGUGUAACUCCUCGACCUCGUGAUCAUGGCUGGUACAUUACAUGUGAUCCAAAAUACAUGGUAUCUCAGUGGACAAUUUGUGGUGAUCAAACAAAGAGUAUGUUUGUUGAUCGUGAAUAUUGUCGACAACUAGAUCCAUAUGGAACACCUAUUGGUGUGUAUGAAAUGCCCGAUUAUAUUUAUCAAUGUGCUGGUUAUUGGCGUGAAGACAGUCGUUCAAUUUUGAUCACAUAUGAUCGUGAUGAUCCAUUUAUCAAUUAUAAAUGUUGGGUCUAUGAGCGAACAAAUUUAGAUGAAGUAACAUUAUCUCGUUCAGCCGGUUCGGCAUGUGGGGCAAAACAAACAUCAACAAGUUAUCGUCCAGAAGAUGGAGCAGAUUUAAAUAUUCUGUUGAAAGAAUCAGAAAGAAUACACGAUGAUUGUCCAAUUCGUUAUGAUGAUGGUCGUAAUAUAUUUUUGGAUUUAGAAGGAUUUAAUUUUUAUUAUGCGGCUGGUCCUCCAAUGUUCAAAUUAUCAUCGUUUAUAUUGGCAUUUUCAUCAUUAUCAUGUAGUCUAUCUCAAUGUAUAUUUGAUCGUCCAGUAUUAGGUGAAUAUUAUUCGUAUGAAAAUGGUUUAGAAACACAUAGUUCAUUUAAAGAUAAUGGUGAUAUUGAGCGACGAUUCUAUCGUCGACAAUCGGGGCUUGGUGCACAAGCAGGCAUUAUAACCGUGUUAGAUAGUGCCGCAAUUGGAGGAUGUUAUCAAAUUAAUUAUAUAUCAAAUCCAUUUCAACACGUAUCAAAAUGGCAUUAUGAACUUAUCUAUCAGGACAAAGAAAAAUCUUGUUUUCAAUGUUUUGAAAUUUAUAAUCGUACACGAAAUAUUUUACAAAUUAGAAAAAGUGAAUGUGAUGAGAUAACAUCAUUACUAACAAAUACAAUGAAUUUUCAAGAUUUAUGUGCAAGUAUUAAUCAAGAAGCUGAUUUUGAUACACUCUUUUUGAAAACAUUUUCGGCUGAAGAAUGUCGUGCAACGAUUUACGGAACAUUUCAUUUUACAUAUGAAUUUCGUGAAGGAGGUAUUGGUAUCUGUGAUAAUCCAGCUUCACGUUUAGUCUCGUGUCCCGAUCCCGGUACGCCUUUCGAAGCCGUUAAUGAACGUUUUUGGAUGACAUAUGGUUAUUGCAAAGAUUUAGUUAGUUCAAUUGAUGCUCAACCAUUAUACCAAUGCCUUGGCUAUUGGAUAAAUGAAAAUCAAGAUAUUUAUACUGCAAUUGCCAAUGAAAGAGUGGGUUCUGAACGAUGGUAUGAUAAAUUUCGUUGUAUGUUAACAAGACAAGAUCAACCACAAUGGUUUGCAAAGUCAUUGUUUGCUGAAUGUUCACGUUUGUACAGUCCUACGGAUGGUCCAGAAAAAGUGAUUAUUACGCCAGUUGUACCCGAAGUUCCAACGCCAACAUGUUUCUUUCCUGAUAAUUUCACAGGUGAAUGGAUAAAUACGGCAAAUGUUAACGCCAAAGUUAUUAUCAACUCGACACAUAUUCACGAAAUAUCACAAGUAAACAAUCGUGGUUGGCUUCGAGAAACAUAUUAUGUUUGUCAACAGAUCACUCGUAAUCAGUUUCUUGUGAAAACUGUUACAAAAGGAGAAUGUUUUCCAUAUUAUAUUUGUUUUGACUUCAAAGAUCGACACCAUAAUAUAUUACGAUAUCGAAAAAGUAAAUCAUUCAUGUCAAACGUCUAUGACGAUCUAUCAAAACGUGAUCCACUAUUCGAAGUAUGUGCAUGGACAAGUUUUGGAAAUGAUGCUAAUUGGAAAUAUCAAGUAUUUGUUCUUGAUCCGCCAGCACCUGUUGAGUGUCCAUUUACAGGUAUGUGGACGUUUAAACAAGUUGGUCAACCAAACAGUUUAAUUAAUACAAGAAUUAGAGGUGGUGUAACUCCUCGCCCUCGUGAUCAUGGCUGGUACAUUACAUGUGAUCCAAAAUACAUGGUAUCUCAGUGGACAAUUUGUGGUGAUCAAACGAAGAGUAUGUUUGCUGAUCGUGAAUAUUGUCGACAACUAGAUCCAUAUGGAACACCUAUUGGUGUGUAUGAAAUGCCCGAUUAUAUUUAUCAAUGUGCUGGUUAUUGGCGUGAAGAUAGUCGAUCCUAUUUGAUCACUUAUGAUCGUGAUGAUCCUUAUAUCAACUAUAAAUGUUGGGUUUACGAACGAAUGGAUUUAUUCAAAAUUUAUUUAUCACGUUCAGCCGGUUCGGCGUGUGGUUUUAAUCAAACAUCUGAUAGUUACAAGGGAGAAGACGGAGCUGAUCUUUUUAUCCAACUAGAUGAAGCAGAAAGAAUACAUGAUGAUUGUCCAAUUCGUUACGAUGAUGGUCGUAAUCCUUGGUUAGAUAUUGAUGAAUUUUUAUUUUAUUAUGCAUCUGGCACACACUUCAGAACAUCAUUUGUCAUUAUAGUUACAGGUCUAACAUUUCAUCCAAAACGUUCUUGGGUGUUAGCAUCGCUACAUAGUGGUGUCAUACAGUUAUGGGACUAUCGAAUGAAAACAUUAUUAGAUAAAUUUGAUGAACACGAUGGUCCUGUUCGUGGUAUUCAUUUUCACAAUGCUCAACCAUUGUUUGUGUCCGGUGGCGAUGAUUAUAAAAUAAAAGUAGGCUGGCUAAGUGUUUGGAAUUAUAAGCAACGUCGGUGUUUAUUUACAUUAUUGGGUCAUCUUGAUUAUAUCCGUACAACGUUUUUUCAUCAUGAAUAUCCGUGGAUCAUUAGUGCAUCGGACGAUCAAACAAUUCGAAUAUGGAAUUGGCAAUCGAGACAGUGUGUAUGUGUUAUGACUGGUCAUAAUCAUUACGUGAUGUGUGCACAAUUUCAUCCAAGUGAAGAUCUAGUUGUAUCAGCAUCAUUAGAUCAAACGGUUCGUGUGUGGGAUAUAUCCGGUAAUAAAAAUGUUUAUUCCUCUCCUGAUACAAUUCAAUCUCAAAUUCAACGUACAACUGGCACACCCGAUUUAUUUGGACAAGCUGAUGCUGUUGUUAAACAUGUAUUAGAAGGUCAUGAUCGUGGUGUGAACUGGGCCACAUUUCAUUCAACAUUGCCCUUAAUUGUAACAGCAGCUGAUGAUAGAGUAGUGAAAUUAUGGCGAAUGAACGAAAGUAAGGCAUGGGAAGUCGAUACAUGUCGUGGACAUUAUAAUAAUGUGUCAUGUGUCAUAUUCCAUCCAAGACAAGAUCUUAUAUUAAGUAACGGAGAAGAUAAAUCAAUUCGUGUUUGGGAUAUGACAAAGCGAGUUGCUAUAAAUACAUUUCGACGUGAAAAUGAUCGCUUCUGGGUAUUGGCAAUGCAUCCGACAUUGAAUUUAUUCGCUGCUGGUCAUGAUAAUGGAAUGGUUGUAUUUAAACUGGAACGUGAACGACCAGUGUAUGCUGUUGUGGGCAAUAUUGUUUAUUAUGUCAAAGAUAAACAUUUGAGAAAAUUAGAAAUUGUCACAUCUAAAGAUGUACCAUUAAUGACGUUAAGAAGUGGUCCACGCGCUCCCUAUUUUUCCAUGUCAUAUAAUCCAGCUGAAAAUGCUAUAUUGUUAACAACUCGUGUUCCAUCCCAGUUAGACAAUAGUAUUUAUGAUUUAUAUGUUGUACCAAAAGAAAGUUCUGAAUCAACAUCACAAAAUCCAGAUGAGGGCAGACGAUCAUCGGGUUUAAAUGCUGUGUGGGUAGCACGAAAUCGUUUUGCUGUACUGGAUAAAAGUCAUGUUAUUUUAAUUAAAAAUAAUAAAAAUGAGAUAACAAAAAAGAUUCAAUUACCAAAUUGUGAUGAAAUAUUUUAUGCUGGUACUGGUCUUCUAUUAAUUCGUGAACAAGAUCAUGUCACAUUAUAUGAUGCACAACAGAAACGUUCAUUAGCAUCGGUCAGAAUAACAAAAGCAAAAUAUGCCAUAUGGUCAAAUGAUAUGUCCUAUGUAUCGUUGUUAUCAAAACAUCAACUAGUUAUAUGCAAUCGAAAAUUAGAACAAUUAUGUAUGAUACAAGAAAAUGUACCAUUGAAAUCAGGUGCAUGGGAUGAUAGUGGAGUAUUUAUCUAUACUACCAGUAAUCAUAUUAAAUAUGCCUUGUUGAAUGGUGAUCAUGGUAUAAUUCGUACAUUAGACUUACCAAUUUAUAUCACAAAAGUAAAAGGAAAUAGCGUAUUCUGUUUGGAUCGUGAAGUUCGACCACGUUUAUUAACCAUUGAUCCUACAGAAUUUAAAUUUAAAUUAGCAUUAGUUAAUAGAAAAUAUGAUGAAGUACUUCAUAUGGUUCGCACAGCAAAAUUAGUUGGUCAAAGUAUAAUUGCAUAUUUACAAAAAAAAGGUUAUCCGGAAGUGGCACUACAUUUUGUUAAAGAUGAAAAAACAAGAUUUGGUCUAGCAUUAGAAUGUGGAAAUAUUGAUAUUGCAUUAGAAGCAGCGCGAGCAUUAGAUGAUAAACGUUGUUGGGAAAAAUUAGGUGAAACUGCGUUGAUGCAAGGCAAUCAUCAAAUUGUGGAAAUGUCCUAUCAACGAACAAAAAAUUUUGAUAAAUUAGCAUUUCUUUAUCUGAUAACUGGAAAUUUAGAAAAAUUACGAAAAAUGAUGAAAAUUGCCGAAGUCCGAAAAGAUGUUAGUGGCCAAUUUCAAAUUGCUAUGCUGUUGGGUGAUGUUGACGAAAGAGUGAAAUUAUUAAAACAAUGCAAUCAAAAGUCAAUGGCAUAUGUAAUGGCUGCAACGCAUGGUUUAGAUGAAGAGGCUGAAAGUCUAAAACAAGUGUUGGAGACAAGUCAAGAUACUUUACCUGAAAUAAAUACAAAAGCUGAAUUACUUCAACCACCAUGUCCAAUUGCACAGCAAGAAUCAAAUUGGCCAUUAUUAGCUAUAUCCAAGGGAUUUUUUGAAGGUGCAAUGAUCAAAAGUGGUCAAACUGGAUCAACUAGUGGUGCCGGUCUAACUACUCAAGUGCAAACAGCCUUUACACCAAAUGUAACCGUUGAUGAAACAGUGAAUACUGGUGGCGAUUGGGCCGAUGGUGACGCUGAAAUGCUUCUCGAUGAAGAUGGAAAUAGAGAGACGGCAACAAAUGGUGAUGAUACAAAUGAAAAAGGAGAAGGCUGGGGUGAUGAUAUCAAUCUCGAUUUACCAGCUGAUCUUGAUACCAGUGCGGGCGCAAAUGUGGGUACCGACGAUGAUCAAGAAGGAUUUUUUGUUGCACCAACCAAAGGACAAUCUGUACCACAACUUUGGGUUAAUAACUCAAAACUACCCGUUGAUCAUAUACUGGCCGGCUCAUUUGAAUCAGCAAUGAGACUUCUCAAUGAUCAAGUUGGUAUUGUCGAAUUUGAAGAAUAUAAACAAUUAUUUAUUCAAACAUACUCCAGAGCUAAAACAGCGUACACAGCCUUGCCAUCGUUACCAUCAAUAUUUGCUUAUCCAUUAAGAAACUGGCGUGAUGCCACGGUUAAAAACUAUUUACCAUCUAUUGGUGUUAAACUAGAAGAAUUAGUAUCGCGUUUACAACUGGCUUAUCGCUUAACCACCAAUGGAAAAUUUAGUGAAGCUGUUGAAAAAUUUCGUUCCAUCUUAUUAUCUGUACCAUUAUUAAUUGUUGACACAAGACAAGAUGUGUCGGAAGCAACACAACUUAUUGAAAUUUGUCGUGAAUAUAUCAUUGGUUUACAAAUGUCUAUGGCUAAAAAAGAUUUACAAGGUGCUAAUGUUGAAAAGCGUUCAUGUGAAUUGGCCGCCUAUUUUACACAUUGUAAUUUACAGCCUGUACAUAAAAUUAUGACAUUAAAAUCAGCCUUAAAUCAGGCAUUUAAAUUAAAAAAUUAUAAAACUGCAUCAUCGUUUGCUAAAAGAUUAUUAGAAUUGGGACCAACACCAGAUGUAGCACAGCAAACUCGUAAAGUGCUUAGUGUAUGUGAGAAAAAUCCGGUUGAUGAACAACCAAUGAAUUAUGAUGAACAUAAUCCAUUUGAUAUUUGUGCAGCAUCCUACGUACCAAUUUAUAGAGGAAAACCGGUAACAAAAUGUCCGUUGAGUGGUGCCUGUUAUUUACCAGAAUUUAAAGGACAAUUAUGUCGUGUCACAAGAGCAACUGAGAUUGGAAAAGAAUGUUUGGGUUUACGUAUUAGUAUGGCACAAUUUCGAUAG